GAUGUUGUGAUUGGUUGCGUAGUACGAUGUGUCAAAAUAUGAUACUGAGAGGCGUGGUGUUGCAGUACAAGAAAUGAUAACGAUGUAAGCUGUUGUUUACCGUCAUGAAGUGUGGUUGACUGGCAGCUUCAAUUUUAAAAUGUAGGAGUUAGUCCGCAUCCCAAAUGGGAGCUGGAAAACUCAACCGUAUCUAACAGGACUUAAUCGUUAUGAUACGGGUGAACCUGAAACUUACGCUGUUCCUCCUAUGUAUUAUUGUGUUAUGUAUGACACUAUAUUUGUGGAUGAAGUGUGGGGAAGCUGUAUAUGCCAGAAAAUCUCAUUCUGUAGAUUGGAACAACAAGAAACCUUCAAAUAGUGUUCCAGGUCUAGGUGCAGGUGAUUUGCUGGAUCAUGGUACCGACAUACAGGGCUUUGAAGAAAUUGACUGCAGUAUUAACGGUGAAUAUACAGUGAGCUGCAGGAAAGAAGGGGGAGAAGUAUAUGUACCAUUUUCAUUUCUCAAUAAAUAUUAUGAGGUGUUUGGGAAACUUGCUACCUAUGAUGGGUAUGAAAGAUUUGAAUGGUCUCAUAGUUAUUCCAAGAUUUACAAACCUAAAGGAAAAUAUGAUCCAAAAGGAGUGUUCAUGUAUUUUGAGAACUACAAUGUCGAAGUUCGGGAGAGGGUCAAAUGUGUCAGUGCUGUAGAAGGAGUACCAGUGUCAACUCAGUGGCAACCUCAGGGUUACUUCUAUCCCACACAGAUAGCACAGUUUGGCUUAGCACAUUAUAGUAAAAACAUGACCGAGCCAGAACCUCAUCAAGUGGUUGUGGAGGAUGGAGAUAAAGAGAGAGGAAGUUGGAGAGUUCCUAAAGAUGCUGAGCUUAAUUAUAUAAAAAAUGGCACAGGGAACUAUAUUGUCUGUUUUAAGAGCCAAGAAAACAUUGUAGAUGGUGUCACAAUACAGCUUGAUCAUGUUAUGGAUUUGGUACUGAGCCUUAACUUCAAACUCGAGGGCAAUGGUAGUUUCACAGUGACACUGCAGAAUCGUGAGAAGCAUGAGUGGUUCUAUCUACACUACAUCAGCUCUGACCUCCUUAUAUCUGCCCAGGAUCAGCACACCUACCAUGGUAUUGGUCAUCAAUCUGAAUGGCGCCUUCUGACACGUGAUCUCAUCAUUGACCUACAGAAAGGUCUGGCAUAUCAGAAGAAGCCCAAAAGAAAGCUGUUCAGAUCCAAAAUAAAGGUUGUAGCUUUGACAUUUCAUGGAACUGGGUGUGUGGAUAAUAUAACUCUCUCAUCCAGUCAACACAUUGCUCAGUUUUAUGAUGCUGCCCGGUGGCUUGUUAACCACCAAGACUCAAAUACAGGUGGUUGGCCUAAUGCUGUACGCAGGAGGCUGUCGUCUGGAAUGUUAGAUCUUGAACCAGGCUGGUACUCAGCAAUGGGCCAGGGCCAUGCAAUUUCUGUCCUGGCACGUGCAUACCAUCAUUCAGGAGGAGACCCACAGUAUCUUCAAGCUGCUGUUGCUGGACUCAAACCAUUUCGUGUGUCAAGUCAGAAUGGAGGUGUGCUAGCAAUGUUUCUUGACCAAUUAUCUUGGUAUGAAGAAUAUCCUACACAGCCCUCCUCUUUUGUGUUAAAUGGAUUCAUUUAUUCGUUACUAGGACUGUAUGAUUUGCAGACAGUUGCACCAUCUGACACAGCUGCUGAGGCAGCAGAUCUAUUCAAGCGUGGUAUGAGGUCACUCAAGACAUUGCUACCACUGUUCGACACAGGUUUUGGGUCUGUUUAUGAUUUACGACAUUUUACAUUGGGAACAGCACCUAAUCUAGCACGGUGGGACUACCAUGCCACUCAUGUCAACCAACUGCUGUUGCUUGCUACCAUUGAUUCGGACACCCUUCUGGCAGAAACAGCUGAUCGUUGGGCAGGCUACAUGAUGGGCAAGCAUGCAGCACACAACUGAAGCUGAACAAUUUCUUUACAGCAUGUGAAACAUGUUAUUUGGUAAUCAGCUUUAUUUUGUUGUAUGUACUUAUGUUUGUCAUGCUAAACUUCUCUUCGAUGCUAUGCAUGACUGUAAGAGACAUAACUCUGCA
Messenger RNA from Schistocerca nitens (vagrant locust), 2082 nucleotides. It is a transcript of the gene Hsepi, whose product is annotated as D-glucuronyl C5-epimerase B. The transcript is spliced from 9 exons. Gene Ontology annotation, cellular component: Golgi apparatus. The record is from RefSeq and is a predicted model, not a curated record. Bases 210 to 1949 code for a protein of 579 amino acids. Gene Ontology annotation, biological process: heparan sulfate proteoglycan biosynthetic process. NCBI's taxonomy places the organism in Eukaryota, Metazoa, Arthropoda, Insecta, Orthoptera, Acrididae. Gene Ontology annotation, molecular function: heparosan-N-sulfate-glucuronate 5-epimerase activity.